Brugia malayi is the source of this 438-nucleotide messenger RNA. RefSeq lists its product as uncharacterized. The record is from RefSeq and is a predicted model, not a curated record. Lineage: Eukaryota; Metazoa; Nematoda; Chromadorea; Rhabditida; Onchocercidae. The coding region runs from base 1 to 438 and encodes 145 amino acids. The transcript has 4 exons.
AUGGAUGGGGAACAGAUCUGCAGCUCGGAUGAAUCAUUAAAAUCAGUGUGUGCACCGGAAGAGUGGGUUGUGGUGUCGAGCGCUAUAGGCAGCAAAGGUAUCGAGAUUCCUUUAUGUCCUUCGCAUGGUGUGCUGCAUGUCAGGACACUAAAAAAUGUUUUCAAGGAUGCCACAGGAUUAAAGUAUCGAAACCCCGAUACCGGCCUUGAUAGAGUACUCUUGAUGGAUCAUGAUGAAACGUGUUUUAUAGCUCCGACUGGAGGGUGGAAAAAUAAAAUGUUCACUGUUGUGCGUUCUACAAAGUUUGUUCGCCCGCUAGGAAACGCGAAGAAGCAAGUGAAACGAUCAUUAGCUAACAAAUCAAAGGCGAUGGUUGAUAUGGAUUCAAACUCCGAUGGGAAAAUGAGAGCCGCAUCAGCACCAGAAGGUGCUUGUUGA